This is a messenger RNA of Elaeis guineensis (African oil palm), 712 nucleotides long. RefSeq lists its product as uncharacterized. NCBI's taxonomy places the organism in Eukaryota, Viridiplantae, Streptophyta, Magnoliopsida, Arecales, Arecaceae. The record is from RefSeq and is a predicted model, not a curated record.
AAACGGUACAAAGAGAGAGCCAAACCGCAGAGAGACAGAGGGUGCAGGAGGGAGAGAGAUGGGCUUUGUGGUGCUCUGUUUGGUCUGCUAUCUUGCAGGGGUGGGAGGAGCAGCAGCUACGAGAGGGAGGGUGGAGGAGAGGAAGAGGAGAAUUCACUCUGCCAUCUCGGAGAUGAGAGGGCCGGGUUUUCUCUACACCAGAACCCCUGGAAGAUGCACUCCCCAGUUCUGGGGCAGUGGAAGAGAAGCAUGGCCCAAUAUGGUCCCCCAGGAAGCAUCAGUCUCAAAAGUGUUUGGGUCAAGGGUGUUGGAGAGGUAUGAACCAGCUUUGACAUUAUUGGAGGCAACACAGAGGAAUGAUGAUGUUGGUGGCAAUGCCUUCUCCAAAUUAGUCAAGCAGUCAAGUGCAGCUCUCCUAAAUGCCUACACAAGGCCAGGCUUCGCUUACAGUGCUUGGGAGGUCAAGACUAUGCUCUUAGAGGCCCUUGUCUCAGAGGAGGCUGCCGCCUCCCAGGCCAAGCUUCUCGAGGAGGCUAACCAAGCUUGCACUUAGCUAGGCUCUGUUUCAUUCAUAUGCCUCUUAAACCUAUGUUAAAUGUCACUUUGUGGAUCCUUCUGUUGCCUAAGUCUUCAGUUGCCUUGCUACAUAUGUAUGUUCCAUGCAAGACAGAUUCUUUCACAGUGGUAGUUACUAUGGUGUUGGAUUAAGUUA